CCGUGCGACUUUCCCGCUUUCCCUUACACCAACAUGUCCAUAACCCACGUAAAUUCGGUUUCACAGCUGAACGGAGUCCUCUCAAAGUCCAAGGACAAGCUUUCGGUGAUCGACUUCCACGCAACUUGGUGUGGACCCUGCCACGCAAUUGCACCCGUGUUUGAAUCACUUUCGAAGCAGUACAACAACGUCAAUUUUCUGAAAUGCGACGUUGACGCUGCAAAGGAUGUCGCUCAGCAGUAUCGUGUAUCUGCCAUGCCUACCUUUAUAUUCUUGAAGGGGGAUACGAAGGUUGAUCAAGUGCGAGGUGCCAACAGAACUGCUCUAGAAGAUGCUCUAAGAAGACACUCUUCAGGGUCCUCCGGUUCAACGACUGCGUUUUCUGGUAGAGGACAGACCUUAGGUGGCGGCCCGGCACCACCAGACGUCGCUGGAGAGGUGCAGGCCGGCGUUAACGGACUCCUUGGGACAUUCAACAACCUCAGCCCUCAACAGAAGGUUUUAAUUUAUCUUCUCGGUGGUUAUCUUCUAUUCUGGUAUCUAAGCUGAAAUUGUGGAAAUGUACAUAUAAUACCGUGCUAUUGGACUCGAGAUUUGCUCUCAACUUCAAGAUAUUCCGUUGAUCAGAUCGAAACAGUCUGGGAUAACCAGCCAUUGAUUACUGUUUAGACCAUUGAUCUCUCCUUCAUUUUGAUUUGGGAUAGGUGGUCUGUUACACCGGGAAGCAUCUUUGUCGAGAUGCUGCAGAUGUAGAUUAGUUACUGUCGUCCACUAUUCACUCGGACAUGUCACUUACCCUGACUCGUGCCAUCGAGACCAAGUGUAGGUGGCUAGACAGGCCUGCAUAGCGACCCACACGCCUGUUGUCUGGGAGGUUGAGUAAAUUUGCGAAUCGACGAAAGAUACUCGAAGAACCUCACCGUUCGACGAGCGAGAAAUGCGUAGUACAUUGUGUAAAAGUUAUUGAAUGAUGUGUAUGCUCAGGAUGUUGAUGA
Messenger RNA from Marasmius oreades (fairy-ring Marasmius), 995 nucleotides. RefSeq lists its product as uncharacterized. The record is from RefSeq and is a predicted model, not a curated record. The transcript is spliced from 7 exons. The coding region runs from base 34 to 549 and encodes 171 amino acids. NCBI's taxonomy places the organism in Eukaryota, Fungi, Basidiomycota, Agaricomycetes, Agaricales, Marasmiaceae.